This is a messenger RNA of Gracilinanus agilis (Agile Gracile Mouse Opossum), 3531 nucleotides long. RefSeq names its product FERM and PDZ domain containing 2 (gene FRMPD2). The record is from RefSeq and is a predicted model, not a curated record. NCBI's taxonomy places the organism in Eukaryota, Metazoa, Chordata, Mammalia, Didelphimorphia, Didelphidae. Gene Ontology annotation, molecular function: protein binding. Gene Ontology annotation, cellular component: cytoskeleton. Bases 1 to 3531 code for a protein of 1176 amino acids. The transcript has 27 exons.
AUGAAUCAGUCAUUGGUGACUCUUGCCAGUACUUUGCAGGUGAAAGGAGAGGCUCUUUCUCAGGAAGAAAUGUGGUCCCUCUUGUUUCUGGCUUCUGAACAGAUUCUUGAAGAUCUUAACAAGGGUUCCUCUAAUUAUGUAGUCUGCCCUUGGUCAACUCUGCUGCAUGCUUCAGGAAGCCUUUCCUUCCAUGACAACGCUUCUUUUAUAGAGGCCACCCCUUUCAAGGCCCCAGAAAUACUUCAGGGACAGCAUCAAAAUACACGAUUUGAAAUAUCGAAGGUGCAUGUUUAUUCCUUAGGAAUGACUUUGUACUGGUCAGCAGAAUUUCGUGUUCCUCCAAACCAGCCUCUUCAACUGAGUGAGCCAUUGCUUUCCAUUUUGCUAAUGAUGUGUGAAGAUCUGCCUGAGAAACGUCCUUCCCUUCCAUUCAUCUUGGAAGCUUGCUGUGUCCAUCAGAAAGAAGUGGCUAUCUCUCUGACACACCUCUACAUCAAAAGACUGGUCAGCCUCGUUCUGGGAAACAUCACAGAGAUGGAACAGAUUGUUGUUGAAGAAAGGAAAUUUGUGCAACAGAAUAGAAGUGACAUGAUAAGGAGAAGACUACAUCAGAAACAAAGUGAACUCUCACUGCCAUCCACUCAACAGACUUUGGAUCCAGAGAGAAAUACAUUACAACUGAGCUCGUGGGAAUUCCAGCUGAAUGCUUCAGCACACGAAAACUCCAAGUUCUUCCUCAGUGGGUCGGCUAGUAUGAUUAAGGAUGAAGUUCCCCAGGGAAUCCAGCAAGAUAGCAAGCUCAGCUUAGAAUCUACCUUCUCUGUAACACCUAAGAGAUCCUCCUCAGUGGUUUCUUCCCAGAGGUGUUUACUACAAAAAGAACAGAUCUUAAGACCAGAGUUUAUUCAGUUGACCAGAGAAAUACCAGUGACCUUACAACUGCCUGGAUCCAUUGUGACAAAAAAGGGGAAAUUGUAUUUGUCUCAAAGAGAACUCUAUGUGGUUCUGCUGAAUGGACAGUGUUUAGAGGUGAAAUGUGACAUCAAGUCCAAGGCACGAGAUGUCUUUAAUUUAGUUAGUACCUACGCCAACCUAACUGAACACUUCUACUUUGGCUUAGCUUUCCAGAAAGGUAAAGAAUUCUUUUUCUUGGAUGAUGAAACAAAAUUGUGUGAAAUAGCACCAGAAGGCUGGAAUGACAGAUCUAAGAAGAAAACCACCAUCAUUAACUUCACACUUUAUCUGAGGAUAAAAUUCUUUGUCAAUCACUUUCACCUUAUCCACCACAGUCUUACAAGACAUCAAUUUUAUCUCCAGCUCCGGAAAGACAUUCUGGAGGAGCGUAUAUACUGCAGCGAUGAGAUGUUAUUACAGCUUGGUGCAUUAGCCUUACAAGUGGAAUUUGGGAACUAUAGUCCAGAGCAGGCACAGGGGAAAUAUUCUUUUUUGGUUGAAGACUAUAUUCCAGCAAGCAUGAUUGAGCGAAUGACAGCACCCUGUGUGCAAUCGGAGGUCUUGAAAAUACAUAGUUGCUAUGGUCCCCUAUCUAGAGAAGAAGUUGAAUUGGAAUUCUUAAAGCUGACCCAGAAGCUUCCAGAAUAUGGUGUGUUCUUCUAUCGAGUCUUCCAAGAGAAGAAAAUGCCAGAGGCAGAGAUGACUUUGGGGAUUUGUGCCAAGGGCAUAAUUGUAUAUGAAGUAAAAAACAAUAGUAGAAUUGCAAGUUUACGUUUCCAGUGGAGAGAAAUGGGAAAAAUUUCUACUCAGAGAAAGAAAUUCACUAUUGAAAGCAACAUCACUGGUAAGAAACAUACUUUCAUUACUGACACGGUCAAGACAUGUAAAUAUUUGCUGGACCUCUGCUCUGACCAGCACAGAUUUAAUGCGCAGAUGAGCUCUGGGCAGUUUUCCCAAGUUUUGUCAGAAGUUAAUCACUUCACGCAAAUGGUCAAAUCAGAUUCUGCAAAUGUGCCCCAACGGGAGUGUCUCCCUCUGAUUCAAAGAUUGUCCUGCUCGGAAAAUAUGUUGCUUGGAUCCAAUCUGGAAAAUACUUCUGGAAGGCUGCUGAGCAAAUCAUGGGAUAGCUUCAAUAUGGAACCUGGUCAUAGAGUUGGAGAUGAAGGCAACCAACCCAGCCCUUCUUUUGGAUGGUCAGAGCCAGAGCCAUGUUUCUAUAUAACUGAAAACCAAAGGAUGGGCCUGUCAGCUCAGCUGGCACAGAAUAUUGUCCCUGAUCCACAAAAUCCCCAAAGAGAAAAUUUCCUAACUGGUCUAGAACGGGAAAUCAUUUGUGUGACUCUUAAAAGAGACCCACAGCAUGGUUUUGGAUUUGUCAUUAUUGGAAGUGAAAACGUGGGUCAAUUGGACCUUGGAAUCUUUAUUGCUUCCAUUAUACCUGGGGGACCUGCUGAGAGAACAAAAAUGAUUAAGCCAGGAGGGAGAAUAAUAUCCUUGAAUAACAUCAGUUUGGAGGGUGUCACAUUUAAUAGAGCUGUUAAAAUCAUUGAGAAUUCUCCUGACAAAGUGGACCUGAUUGUUUCUCAACCCAAAGGGGAUGACUUUGAUAUGGUUGCAAGGCUGGUUUUAGAAAGGAGAGACCGGAGACCGGCAGAGCAGUGUCCAUCUGCUGAUGACAGAAAGAAAGAUGAAUGUGUGGCUGUUUCCUUAGCAACAACCUUGCCUGACAACCCUGAGAGCUUCGCCUUGGUGACAGAUGAUAACACAUUUGAGGUCACUCUGAAGAAGAACUCCAGUGGCCUUGGAUUCAGCUUCCUCCAGAUGGCAAGGGAGAGCUCAGAUCACCUUAGAAGUUAUGUCGUGAGGAUUAAGAGGCUGUUUCCAGGGCAGCCAGCUGAAGAGAAUGGGGAAAUUGCAGUUGGAGAUAUUAUCCUGGCUGUGAAUGGAAAGCCUACACAAGGCCUCUCUUACCAGGAUGUACUUCACCUGCUGAGAGGUGCUCCUGACAAGGUUACCUUGCGUCUCUGUAGACCACUUAAAGGCACACUGCCUGAAAUAGACCAAGAUUUGCUGGGGCAUGGAGAGAAUGAGAUCUCCUGUGGCAACACCAACAUGCUCCUCCUGCCUGAUGUUUCUUCUGAACUUAACAUGGUGGCUGACUCAAAGAAAGACCCCUCAGUUUUCCUCGGACCAGAAGAUUUUCCAGAAAUAGCCCUUGUGAAAGAUAGUGAUGGGCAGCUCGGGUUGAAGCUAACAGGAGAUGCUGAAGGUGAAGUACAGGGCAUUUAUGUUCUGGAAAUUGUGCCAGGUUCACCAGCCAGCAGAGAAGGGAGCCUUCAGCCAAAUGAUCGAAUAUUAUCUGUCUGUGGAGUAUGGAUGGAGGGCUGCAGUCUGAAUGAAGCUUUGCAAGUAUGUGAGGCAGCUGGUCACACAGUCCACAUCCGAGCAGUGAGAGCUGUGACUGCAGUAGACACAGCUGCUGCCAGGGCCCUCUGUCUGUGGAUUCCAGUUGUAUCCUUGGGGAUGCCAGCUCUGGGGCUCAGCAGAAAAGGUGAGAUUGCCAAUCUUUCGCCUUGA